Messenger RNA from Culicoides brevitarsis, 1900 nucleotides. RefSeq names its product heparan-alpha-glucosaminide N-acetyltransferase (gene Hgsnat). The record is from RefSeq and is a predicted model, not a curated record. NCBI's taxonomy places the organism in Eukaryota, Metazoa, Arthropoda, Insecta, Diptera, Ceratopogonidae. The transcript has 3 exons. Bases 147 to 1847 code for a protein of 566 amino acids.
UCAGCUGAUAACUCCAAUAAACAAUAAAACUCACCUUCUCUCGUAAAAAUUUCGCAAUCCAGUUUGUCAAACCUUGAUGCUUCGUGUGUGUGUCGCGCAGAAAUUGGGACAGUAAUGUAAAAUUUUUAUCAAUUGCUGCAGUCAAGAUGUCUUGGAUCGAGCAAACUGACGAAUUUUUUCGUUCUCUCCGACUGUGGGACCUGAAAUUGGACGAAGCUUACCUGAAUUUUACACUUCCAGCGGAGGCAAAUGAGAUUUUUCUCUAUGGAUUGGCGGCGGAAUGCGACAAAUGUCCUUUUACGAAGCUGGCGAAGGUGACUUCGAACGCGAGUGUUGUGACGAUCGACACGGCGGAACGAAUGGAGUUUAAAAUUUUCACGGGAAAUCGAGGAAAAUACGUUUUUGAUAACGUAACGGAUUUUGUUUGUCACGAGAAGCCGAGUUUGGGGGAAUUUGGUGUGUAUGAUGUGAACGUCAGGGAGGAUGGAUGUAGCUUUGAGACAGCGUUGGAACCUGUGAAGCCAGUUUUGUCACUCAUUGUCGUUACGUUAAUAAUAAUCGCCUUUGCAUUCCUGUACAAACUUUCAAUCAAAGGUUAUCGUCUUCUCUCGACGCCGGAUGAAAGUUCACGCGAUACGGAGCUCAACCUCACCGCGCCUCAAAAGCCCCGUUUAAAGAGUCUCGACACAUUCCGCGGCAUCGCCAUCGUAAUAAUGAUUUUUGUGAAUUCGGGCGGCGGAGGCUUUCGGUGGAUCGAGCAUGCAACAUGGAACGGGCUUCAUAUCGCCGAUUUGGUCUUUCCGUGGUUCAUUUGGAUCAUGGGCGCGUGCAUUCCGAUGUCAGUUCGCUCGGCUCUGAAUCGAAAUGUCUCGAGAACGGGGAUUUUUUUGAACGUUUUGAGGCGUUCGGUGACUUUGUUCUGCAUCGGGGUCUGUUUGAACUCGAUAAAUGGACCUUUGCUUCAGGAUUUGCGAUUUUUCGGCGUUUUGCAGCGAUUUGGCGUCGCGUAUCUUGUUGUGACGGGACUUCAAGCGGUUUUUAUGAACCCAACGCCGGUCCAACCGCAAAAUCCAGUGAAAAGAGCUUUAUUUGACGUGUUUUUGCUGACACCGCAGUAUCUGGUCUCCGCGGGAAUUGUCAUUUUUUACCUCUGUUUGGUAUUUUUCCUGCCCGUGCCUGGAUGUGAGCGCGGAUAUUUCGGUCCCGGCGGCAAACACGAUUAUUUUUCGAAUCCUGCGUGCAUCGGAGGCGUCACCGGUUACAUCGAUCGUCUCGUUUUGGGCUUGUCGCACAUUUAUCAACACCCCACAGCGAAAAAGGUCUUCGAAUCGAGCGCUUUUGACCCAGAAGGCGUGUUUGGAUGCUUGCCAACUAUAAUUCAAACGAUUUUCGGAGCUCAAGCUGGAAUGAUUUUACUUUAUCACGCCGAAGCAGCUGCCAGACUCAAGCGAUGGCUCUCAUGGGGACUCAUUUUAGGCCUGAUUUCGGGAAUUUUAUGCGGUUUCAGCAAAAAUGACGGAGUAAUUCCCAUUAACAAGAACCUGUGGUCGCUUUCUUUCGUCCUGGCAACUUCGGGAUUGGCAUUUUUCUUGUUGGCAGCGUGUUUUUACCUGAUUGACGUGAAAAAAUGGUGGACCGAUGAAUGGAAUCCGUUUUUAUAUCCGGGCCAGAAUGCGAUUAUCAUGUAUGUUGGACAUACGAUCAUGCAUAAAAUGCUUCCGUGGCAUUGGAGAGUCACUUAUAUGAACACACAUUUCAUCCGGUUGUUGGAAAAUUCGUGGAAUACCGUUUUAUGGGUGUUAAUAGCAAUUUACUUGUAUAACAAAAAUAUUUUUUAUAGCGUAUAAAAAUUUUUUUACGACAUUUAUUAUCAAAAAUAUGGAAUUUUUUGACUUUUUUG